CUGGAUGUUUGUAAGCUUCAAACUUGGAUGUAUUUGAAUGAGUAGCUUUCAAUGGUUUCUGGUGUCUGCAUUUUACCAUUGAUUAUCAUCAUUCACAAUUGUUGGUAGUGGUGCUUUUGUCUAUGCAAACUCUCUGCUUAAGUUUUGUCGUUGCUAGCUUUAAUGUAAGUAAAAGAGACGGAGUUGCCGUAAAACGAGGAGGGGUUGGGACUUGCCCUUGUCGUUCAACGUUUCUUACGUUUCGAAGGAGAAAGAAGCUUGUAUGCUAUGGAACGACCGGUCGUCUGUUAUUAUCUCUUUGCAUGAAGGAAGAGAAUGCAAAGCACACAGAGUCUCAAAAUAUCUCAAAUACACCUUUGUCGGGAUCUGAGGAGAACGCAGAUAAUCAGUCUCUUUCAACCCAGGGCUCAGGUGGGGAAGAGAAGAAAAGCAAUACCAAAAAGAAAUCGACGACAAGAAGAAAAAGAAAGAGUAAGAAACAAGAACAGCUACCAGAGAGUGAAGUAGUUACUGUUCCUAUUGCAAGAAAACCUAAUCCGUCUUCUGGAGCAGACUAUUGGAUAGAUCCGAAAGAUGUGGUUGCCCAAGAGAAAAGGGCGCCAGUAUCCAGUUCGCAAACAGAAAUUUCAAAAGACAUGAAGGACAAGCUGAAAACGGAAGUUGUCUCACCUUAUCGUCAAAAUUGGAUUCUUUUGUUGAUCGCUGCAGUUGUAUUACUGACACUGGCAUAUCGUUUUCUGCCUGCUGAACAAAUUUUUGAUCACAUUCCAGACUUGUGAUUGCAAAAUUGUGGCUGUUUAUAUUAGACUUGAGACUGGGUUAUAUAGUCAUGUUUUGCUAGUAGUUCUUGUCAUUUCCUUAUUAGUUUUUCCUUCAAGGUUUUUCCAGUGGUAUAUCUUUAGAUAUGAAAUAAACAUAGAUAUUGUGGGGGUUAUUAAUAAAUGGAAGAACUGUGAA
Molecule: messenger RNA, 957 nt
Organism: Galdieria sulphuraria
Lineage: Eukaryota; Rhodophyta; Bangiophyceae; Galdieriales; Galdieriaceae
Exons: 1
Coding region: 123-779 (218 amino acids)
Source: RefSeq, a predicted model, not a curated record